Molecule: messenger RNA, 330 nt
Organism: Schistosoma bovis
Lineage: Eukaryota; Metazoa; Platyhelminthes; Trematoda; Strigeidida; Schistosomatidae
Source: the annotation of a GenBank genome assembly
AUGGAAAUUUUCAUUUAUUUAAAUAUGUAUCAAACAGUUGUACACACUAAGCCGAUAGAAACAUAUGCAAAAGAUGAUGUGAACUUUUCAAAACCAUGUCCUGAAGAAAACUACAGAUAUCAUAACGCUACUGGAUAUUUUAUGUGCACUGUUGAAACAGCCAAAAAAUGCAUUGACUUAUGUCAACAAACAGGAUGCAAUGAUUUAUAUUUUAUGAGUGUGAUCCCUUCGAAAAAUGAUAAAAUCAAACGAAACUAUCGUUGUCGCUGUUUCCAGGAUUAUCACGUCUGCUUUUAUAAUCCAUUGCCAAGAUAUCAUAACAUUAAUUAG